GGAAGUGAUGGUGUGAUAAUCACAGGAGUACCUGUCUGGCUUAUUUUCAGACCAUUUGCAGAGUGUCAGACUGUCAGAGGACAGCCUGAAGAAUAUUCUGAGAGUUUGUGGAGAGAAAAGUCAUGAUGUCUGAUUCCAGGGUGUCGUCUGUCAUCCAGGAGUGGGUGAGCUCAUACCCAGGUCAGCCCCACACCCACUCCCACACCCAGACCCUGAACCCCACCACUUCCAACAUGGCUGGUUCGACUAAUCAGCUGACUCCGAUGGACAUGAUCUCAUACAGUCAGUCUCAGGGACUGGUCAGGGGGGGCGGUGAUGACAGAGUGGCUGAGCAGAUGAUGGGAAUGUCGUACCUGCCGUACACGUCGACCUGUCUCAGCAACACUUCGAGUGCAGGGAGCACAAACCACCACCAGAGCCAUACCAACACUCAACAGGACUUCUCUCCCUUCCUCCUGCCAACCCUGCGGGCUCCAGUGACCAAGAGGAGCAUCAGCAAGGACAGUGCAGAGUACCGCAUGCGACGUGAGAGGAACAACAUCGCAGUGAGAAAGAGCCGGGAUAAGGCCCGCAGGAGGAUCCUGCUGACCCAGCAGAGGGCCAUGCAGUUGCAGGAGGAAAACCAGAAGCUGCAGAUGCGAAUAGGGCAGCUGACACAGGAGCUGGACACUCUCAAACACAUCCUGUCACAGCGGCACCAGCAGGGAACCGAGGACGGAGCAGCGGGGGAGUCUACUCUUUGAACACAGCCAAGAAGCACAUGUUUACCUGGUAUUCACAUCUAAUUACAAGCAUCAGAUUAAUCAUUAAUAUGUCUAGUCAGACCCCCAAGACUCAAACCCCAAAGUCUCCUCGUUGAUUUCUCAAAUAGUCUCCAACAAGGCAAACAUUUGUGAUAAAUCAGGAA
Messenger RNA from Scomber japonicus (chub mackerel), 907 nucleotides. It is a transcript of the gene cebp1, whose product is annotated as CCAAT/enhancer binding protein (C/EBP) 1. Gene Ontology annotation, biological process: myeloid cell differentiation; regulation of transcription by RNA polymerase II; DNA-templated transcription. The coding region runs from base 123 to 743 and encodes 206 amino acids. The record is from RefSeq and is a predicted model, not a curated record. Gene Ontology annotation, molecular function: DNA-binding transcription factor activity, RNA polymerase II-specific; RNA polymerase II cis-regulatory region sequence-specific DNA binding. NCBI's taxonomy places the organism in Eukaryota, Metazoa, Chordata, Actinopteri, Scombriformes, Scombridae. The transcript is spliced from 3 exons.